AGCAAUUUUCGCUCAGUCGUUCUUCGUGUGUAUCGAAAAUCUUGUUCAUCAAACAAAUCAAAACAUUAAAAGUACUUUGAAAACGUUUCAAACGAAAAACAAUUGAAUAUAAAAUAAUAAUAUUUAAAGUAUAUCAAAUCAUGGAUAUGUAAAAACUUUGUAGAGGAAAAUAUAACAUUUAACAAAUCAUAACAAAAUAAAUCGUUGUACAACAAAAACUAGAACACAAAAAAAAAUAUAUAAUUGUGCAUAUACAUACUAUUUUUGUGUGGUAAACAAAGAGAUAAAAUAAAAAUUUGCAGUUAAUUGGUAAAACUGAAUAAUUGUUGAACCUAAAGUGGAAGCAAGAAAAAGUAUUACAAAUUUGGACUCGUUUUACGCAGGCGCACAAUGCUAGCAGCGAAUUUGCCAGUAUGCCAAUAUGCUGGAAUGCCCGGUCAAAGCAACAGUAGUAUUGCUAAUUCAAGUCUUAAUAACAACAUCAGCAGUAAUACAAGCACAAAUUGCAAUAGCAGUAUAAUUUGUAACCAAAACAAUUCAAUUAAUAACAAUAUAACAUCUAUUGGUAGCAGCAGUAAUAAUCAUAAUUUACUUGUUGCCUCUUCAGCAAAUACAAAUAAUUCUCAGACAAAUACACACAUUAGCAACAUCAGUAAUAACAACAGCAGUAGCAACGUCUUGAUAAAUAACAGUAGUAGCAAUAAUAACAUCAUUAUUGGUAAUAAUGGUGGCCUUUCUCUCGAUCAUCAUAUUGGCGGCUUAGUAGGUGGCGGAAUUUCGACUGCAGCGGCAAAAAAUCAAUUAGAGCAAUUAAACACAAUGCGCGAAGCUCUAUUCUCUCAGGAUGGCUGGGGUUGCCAGCAUGUCAAUCAGGAUACGAAUUGGGAAGUUCCAAGUUCACCAGAGCCAACAAAUAAAGACUCAUCGGGUCCCCCAAUGUGGAAGCCAACUAUAAACAAUGGUACUGACUUAUGGGAAUCCAAUUUACGUAAUGGCGGCCAACCUACAACACAACCUGUCCAGAAAACUCCCUGGGGCCAUACACCCUCAACAAAUUUGGGUGGAACUUGGGGUGAGGACGAUGACUGUGCAGAUGCCAGUAAUGUUUGGACUGGUGGACCAGCUGGUCCGUCUACUGUUGGUGUUUCUGGAGUAACUUCUGGGUCUGGUGCUAGUGGACCAUCUAAUGGUCCCCAGUGGGGUCAGGGUGUAGGUGUAUCUGGAGCUGGUGUUCAAGCAGCAGUUACAGCUCCGACUUCAAUUACGGGUGUUCAACCUGGAGGAACUUCAAGCGCAGGUGGUGUAAAUUUACCAGGAACUCCAGGAGCCGUAGGAGCAAGUGGAUCUGGCAAUGGCUGGGGUGAUCCACGUGUUGGCGCCAUGGGCGGUGGUGGUGGUCCCUUAGAUAUGCGCUCCGUUGACCCACGUGAUCCUAUGCGUGCAGCUUCAGCUGGUGAUCCCCGUGAAUUAAGAAUGUUGGACCCACGUGAUCCAAUACGUGGUGAUCCUCGCGGCAUUUCUGGGCGACUUAAUGGCACAUCAGAGAUGUGGGGCCAACAUCAUCCAAUUGCGCAACACCAAAUGCCAGGUUUAAACAAAAUGGGAGUUGGAGGGCCCAAUGUUGGUGGAGUUGGCAAUGUUGGAGGUGCACCUGGUCCUGGCGGUUUAACCGGACCUUCUUCCGUUGGAGGUUUAAAUGCAGCUGGUAAUGUAGUGGGUUCACAAUGGGGAGCACCUCCGCAGUCUGUUGUUGGAGCGCCGAAAGAUAUGGUAGGUUCAAUGGCUCCUAAACCGCCAGUUAGCGGUUCAGGAUGGGAAGAACCAUCACCACCACCACAACGUCGAAAUAUACCCAAUUAUGAUGACGGAACUUCGCUGUGGGGCCAACAAACACGUGUACCUGGAGGAGUAGGUGGGGGAGGUGGAUCUCACUGGAAAGACAUAUCUGAUCCUCUUAAUCCACGCAAUCAUUUAAUGCGCAGUGCAAUGGGUGGACAAAAUUCUUCAAAUGUAUCUAAUCUGGGUGGUGCUGGUGGCGGAUCUUCUGGAAAUUCAGGCGUUACUGGUGUAGGUGGUGUAGGAGCUGCUGUAAAUCCUAAUAACCCUAUGGGUGUUGGAGUUGUUGGUCCUCCAGGGGCACGGCUAGUAUCUGCCAUUAAUGGUUCGGGUGGCAUAGGUGGGCCUCAUAAACCUGAUAACGGCAUGUGGCCCCAUCCAGCCGGUCCACCUAAUGUGCCUACAACAGGUGUUGGUGGUAACCGAAAUGCUGGCGGCUGGGGAGAUGUUGAAAAUCAUAAUGUUAUUGGUGGCGCCGUUAGUGGGAAUAGUGGGAAUGGUGGGGGUAAUUGGGGUGACGAUAAAUCUAACCAAGCGGUCAGCAACAUGAGUCAAGGAGGAAAUUCAUGGAAUGAACCUCCCAAUGCUUCAGCUUGGAAUAAAUCGAAUCAAGCGAAAUUGGCUGGUGCUUCAAAUAGCACAGGAUGGGGAGCUGGCGUAUCUAAUGCUGCAUCUGGUGCUAAUGACUCUAACGAUCUAAAUACUAACGAUUGGACAACAGCUGCACACAAUACGAUAAUGGGUAAAGCUCAACAACAGCAAAAACUUGGUGGUGGUGCAGCAGUAAAUCUUGGUUGUAUUAAUAGUGACCUAAUAAAGCAAAGCAAGCAGUACCGCAUGUUAGUAGAAACAGGCUUUAAAAAAGAAGACGUUGAGCGCUCAUUAAUCGCUACGAAUAUGAAUUAUGACGAAGCCACUGAGAUGUUAAGGACAAAUUUGACAGCUGUCAAUGCUGGUGUUGGUAUGGAUAAUUGGAGACGUCACGACGAUAAUCUGAGUUCCUAUGCUGAUCAUAAUGCCGCCGUAGCUGCUGCUGGUAGCUCAUUUCCUGGGCGUUAUUCUACAGGAGGAACACAACCUGCUAUAUCAUUCCCUCCGAAUAAUCUUCUAAAUUCAAUGGGUGGCGGAUCUGUCGGUGCUAGCGGCGGUAAUAAUCCACAAUUGAAUGCCCUUAACUCAAUGCAACCUUUGCAAGUGCAAAAGUACCUUAAUCAAGGCCCUCAUAAUGUCGGUGCCGGUGGACCUCAAUCUGUUAAUGCUGCUGUUGCCUUUGGUCAAAGUUCUAAUGUUGCAGCUGUCAAUGCUGCAGCUGUAAAUGCCGCUGCUGUUAAUGCUGCCGCCGUAUCAAACAGUACGAAUCAACCAUCAACACAACAACUUCGCAUGUUGGUCCAACAAAUACAAUUAGCCGUUCACAGCGGUUAUUUGUCCAGCCAAAUAUUAAAUCAGCCAUUGGCUCCCACCACACUUCUACUCCUUAAUCAAUUACUUAGCAAUAUUAAGCAUCUACAAGGGGCCCAGCAAUCAUUAGCACGUAGUGGUAAUAAUGGUAAUACGCUGCUGGCCAUUGCCAAAUAUAAGCAGCAAAUACAAAAUUUACAAAACCAAAUAAAUGCACAACAAGCGAUAUACAUAAAACAGCAACAACCAACUUCACACCCGGCUGCUACGCAUAUCAAUAAUACAAAUAUCGAAUAUUUAAGAAGCCAUGAUGCCAUAUCAGCUUUGCAGGGAAAUUUCUCAGAAAUUAACUUAAACAAGUCUGGUGGCUAUCAAGGCGCACCAAACCAACAAUCUAGAUUAAAUCAAUGGAAGCUUCCAGUAUUAGAUAAAGAUAUCACUACGGAUAGCACAGAUUUUUCUCGUGCACCUGGCGCCACUAAACAGGGUGGUGGUUUAAAUACAACAAAUGCGAGUAAUAUGGGACCUUUAGGUCUACAAGGUGAUGGAACAUGGUCAACCGGGCGAAACAUAAACGAUGGUUGGCCAGACCCCUCAAAUGAUAGUGAGAAUAAAGACUGGUCAGUUGGACAGCCUUCAGCUGCAACUGCAUAUACCGAUUUGGUACAGGAGUUCGAGCCUGGAAAACCGUGGAAGGGUUCGCAGAUAAAAAGCAUUGAGGAUGAUCCAAGUAUAACUCCUGGAAGUGUAGCUAGAUCUCCAUUAUCAAUAAAUCCGACGCCAAAAGAUGCUGAUAUUUUUUCUAAUGCUGCUAGCAAAAAUUCCCCGACUGAUUUACCAUCAUUAGGACUAACUUCAUCAUCCACGUGGAGCUUUAAUCCUUCAUCCAGCAAUCAAAAUUUUCCCAGUUGGUCAGAUAAUACACAACAAGAAAUAUGGUCUUCAAUGAACAAAACAUCACGCGGACCACCACCGGGUUUAGGCAGUAAUAAGACUGGUGGGGGUGCAGGCGGCGUACCUAAUGUAACAAAUCCUGGCAAUGCCAAUGGUUGGCUAGGCGGUGGUCGAACUGGAGGUUGGUCGGGAACAAAUUCUAACUGGAACUCAAAUUGGUUACUACUUAAAAAUUUAACCGCACAGAUUGAUAGCUCAACAUUACGUACCUUAUGCAUGCAGCAUGGACCAUUGCUGAAUUUUCAUUUGUAUUUGAAUCAGGGCAUAGCUCUAUGCAAAUACGCAACACGUGAGGAAGCAAGCAAAGCACAAAUGACCUUGAAUAAUUGCUUUUUAGGCAACACGACCAUUAUUGCUGAGUCACCCAGCGAGAAUGAAGUUCAUUCAAUAUUGCAUCAUUUGCCUCAACAGAACACCAAUACUACUGCCACACAGCAACAACAACAAGCACAACAACAGGGUCAAGCCUCAGCCCAUAAUAACCCAUCCGCAGUAAAUAAUACAGGAGGAGUAAGUGGAGGUGGUGGAGGCAGCUCAAAUACAAAUGCCAACAAUGUUAACAAUGCCUCAGGGUCACAAAAUCCCUCGACACCGGGUGGCAACGUUAACGGGAUUAAUCAACAAUCUAACAAUCCUGCAAACAAUGCCUCUAAUAUUAAUUCAGCUAAUAAUGGCAGCAACAACGCUAAUUCCGGCCAAAACGGAAAUCAACCAUCCAAUCAUAAUUCUCAUCCAAAUAUAAGUACACAAAAUACAUCAAAUGUUGCUACAAAUAACAGCAAUGCUGCAACAAAUAAUCCUUCGAAUGCUAAUACCAACGCGGGGUGGCGUUCUACUGCCCAGCAGCCCCAACAGACACAAAAUUCUCAAACACGACCCUCCGGUGGACGUGAUGACUUCGAAUUCAUUUCCAAAUAUGUGUGUUCGAUUGUGGAUGACUAGAUAAGGCUUACUAGUUUAAAACCAAUUCCCUCAAAUCCUCUUUCUACUAUCACACUUCCUCAAAUACCACUACUACUUCCUAGCUUACAACAACCAUAUAGAAGAUUUCUCAAGUAGUUUUAACUAUAUACAUAUUAUAAAACAAACAAUAAAUAACGAGAUUGUAUUAAAAAUUUAAAGCAAAUAAUUGUAUAUAUCAUAAAACGAAACAAAAGGAACCCAGCGACAUAAAAAUGAAGACUGUUAUUUAUGACAUUUACAAAAUUUUAAAACUAUUGUUUAUUCAAAUUACAUAGAAAGUCAGGUACAAACAUACAUUUAUGUAUAAACUUCUAGACGUCAAUUUGUUUUUUUAUUUAUUUAUUUUUUUUUUUUGGUUAAUUCAGUUAAUAGUUAGUUUUGUUGUUAAAUGCUAGAGAAGGCGCAAUAGAGUUUAAAGGGCAUAUUUAACUCACCUACUACGCUAAGUGUCCUAAUGAAAUGAAUCAUGUUUCCAAGUUAUGUAAGCUUAGGGAAGGUAGUUGCUCAUUCAGAUCAAAUAAACCAAAUGCAAUUCUUAUUAGUAAUAUUAUCUCAUAAUGUAAUGUUAAUUGUGUUACAAAAAGUGUGGAUUAUUAGAUUUACAUUUAAGCAUCUUAAAUCGAUUAAGUUCUUAAACAAAUUAUCUCUCUCUCUUAUUGUUAGUUACUCAAUACAUUUGACCGCGGAAACACUUGUUUCGAGGCAAUUAUAUGCAUAUACGAACCCAUCCGUUUAUAUAAACAAUGAUAAACUAUUUGUGUUAUCAUCACAUACAGUCUGGUGGAUUGGUUUUGUAACCUUUCCGCAUUUUCGCAAAUUUAUAGUUGGAAAUGGAGGAGAAACAAACACUUCGAUAAUGGAACAAAUGUAUGUAAUUAUAAAAAAGUCUAUAAUAAUAAAAUUAUUAACUGUGUACUUCUAUGUUCGGGUAUUGGAUACUAUAAAUUAUAUGUGAGAAAAUAAAUUUAAAAGGAAAUAAGUACAUAUGUAUAAAUAUACAUAAUUGUAUAUAUAUGAGAGGCCUGCACAAAUGCAUUUUAACGCACUAUCAUGACAAGUCAAGAAAUACUUUACUGUUGUAUAGUCGCGAAAAACAAAUACUGCAAGUACUGUCCAGAAAUAUUUUAGGUAUGUUUGUGUAAAUGAAGAUGCACAAACAAAACUUCGUUAUGUGUAUUGAUGGGUGAAUAAAGGGGUAAUAACUUUGUAUGUUUCGUUCCGAAACAAAUUAACCGUUUUGUUUUUAGGUUAAGUCAAUUUGUAUAUGUCGUUAGUUUUUCUGUAACGUAGUCGUUCUGUUGCGGAUGAGUUAGUUUGUAUGUUCCAUUCUUUAUUUUUUUUUAUUUUGCAAAGCCUUUAUCUUCGAAAACGGUCCUGAUUACGAAUUGUUAAUAAACCCAGACUUACUUUGCGACUGGUAUGUUCCAAUCCGUAACGAAUCAGCUGUGUGGUUUUUCGCUUAUUGAAAGAUAUAGGGCACUGCUACAUGUUCAAUAUAUAUUGUGAUAUUUCGGAAUAUUAGGCUAUUCUGCGAUCCAUCAAUACUGCAAUAUCGCGACACUGGUUUGCGGUCAAUAUACAUAUAUUGAACGUGUAGCAGUGUCCAUAUAUGUCGUUAGUUUAUCUCGUCACCUAAAAUAGAAAACGGUUUUUUCAAAAACACUUUUUCGGUUCUUUAAAAAUCUAGUGACUAUAUAUAGAAAAAAAAUUAAAAAUAUAAAUAUACGAAAUUAUUAUUAUUGUGAUAAAAUUAUAACUCUACACGUAUAUAUGCUCAAAUAUUUUAAUCAGCUAUAUAAUAUUUUACAAGUUUAUUUAAACAAAACUGACUAAACCACUACAAAUUGUGCGAAACUCAACAAUUUGGCACCACUAAUCGAUAUACAACGAAAAAUAAUUUGCUCAAACGCAUUUGUAUUACAAACAUUUUUGUUUUGAAUUAAAUCAAAUUUAAAAGGUUCGGUUUUAAUUAUUGUGUUUUUUCAACUUAAUGUUUUAAUUAAAUUAACUUAGUUAUAAAUUUAAAUAAACUAAAGUUGUUUUUUUUUUAAACAGCUGAUACGUUACUACGGAUAAAUUACCAACAGAACGGUACAGAACAGGAACAUUGCAGGCGCAAAGAAUUUUGUAAUCUACAUUAAGUUGCAGCUAAAAUAGCUGAUAUACAAACAUUUACUGUUUGUCAAAAUUUAUAAAAAUUUAAAGCUGUGACGUAGGCUGUACGCAACUUUAAAAAAAAUUUAGUACAAAUUGUGCAAAAAAAUGUCAUCAGUUGUUUUCUUGAUUGAAAAUUGAAACACCUACUUGAAUGAGAAAUUGAAUGCAAGUUCGAUUCAAUUCUUGAAAGGCUGAGUGUAUUAAAACUAACAAUGCAAACAAUUUGAAGAUAGUGUUGCCAAAAAUGUUUGAGAGUGAAAUAUUUAACAUUUACAUAAGGAUAACAAAUAUAAUUUUGUUCAGCAUUUUAUAAAAUACUUAUAAAUUUGUACUUAUGUAUAAUGUAAUUUAUUUGAUCAAAUUUGAAAUAUAUAAAUAUUAAUAAAAUUUUGUUUAAAUUAAAUUCUGCAAAUUAAAUCAUUAAAAUAAUUACAACAAAUUUUGCACGGCCUAAGGCAUACACUAAAAAUUGUACGAAAGUUACCAAAUUGGUUUUUAUUUCACACAGCUGAUACGUUCUUAUGGAAAAAAAUAACCGGCUACAGAACAGUACAGAAACGUAACAGAACGCAAAGACUAAAGGCGCUUAUGGCAGAAGAGAAGAUACAUACGCAUGUUUAAGGCAUUUUUGUAUUUGUUUCUUCUUCAAAAAAGUGAUUUAUUUAUUUGGAGUUUGUAUUUUUCAGGUCUGCAAGAUACAUGUUGGAUAUUGUGAACGAUAUAAUAAUUGAUUUUCAGUAUUGAGAUUUAAAUGUAAAUAAAGACAUAUAUAAAUAUAAUUUUAGUGCCUAUAAUUUUAACAAAUUAUGUAUAUCUAUCGAGGCGUAGUUACUUAUGAUUGAAAAAAAGUUUGGUAAUUCUAAUCGUUAGAUAUUAAUUUAAACAUCUAGGUAUUUUACAUCGUAAAAUACUUUUAGAUGGGCUAAUAUUAAAUAAUUAGUUUAAAAACUCGAAUUUGGUACUUUAUGGCCCGCUUUCUCAAAGUAUCGACAAACUGCCUGUUACUAAAUGUCGACAUAAAUUUAUUAGGCCGAUAAACUGACGUUUAACAAUUUUGGUUUUCUCAAUAUACCGACAAAAUACAUUAUUUUCAGAAGACAAUACCCCUCAAAAUAGAUGUGAAAGUUUGGAACCCUGCCUUCAAGUGACAACAUGUUUUCAUAAAUCAGCUGUUUAAUGUGGCCAUCGCCAGCCGGAAUCUUUUAAAAAAUUCAUUAUCCUGCAUGUCUGCCAGGUAGUUAGGCCUGGCAUGAUAAACUCUUUCAUCAUUCACUUGGAACUCAUGUUCUUCGAGUUCAUCCUCCAUCAAAUUAAUGUUAAUUCCUCUCUUAAUUUUUUUUUUUAAAAAUCUAAUUAAUUUCGUUUACAAACACAUAAAAACUAUGAACAGCAGUCAGCUGAUUGAAUUUAUCUGUAUGAUAAAUAAAUAAUUGGCUGAUGGGGUCGGGUUAGCUUUGCGACAGAAUAGAAGCAAAUGAGACAUUGAGAAAACCAAAUCUCUUUAAUCUGCAGUUUUUCUAUAAUUUAAGCACGUAUGCCUCACCCAAUAAAUGUAUCCCUAUAUGGAAAUAUCAGGUAAUAUCGUUUUUUGUAUAAUUCCAUUACUUGAUGAAGAUCGUUAAUUGAAGAAAAACUAAAGUUUCCAAAAUAUUUUCCUGUGUACCUGUUUUUCUUAUUUUUUGGGCUACCAAUAUAAAUUAAAAGGCAAAAAAUGUUGACUUGAAAAUUUUGAUGCAAAGUAAUAAAAUGCAACAACUAAACAAAAAAUAAUUUUGUUAUAAUUUCUUGUUGUUUUUAUAUAUUUUAUUAACGGCUUUUUACAAUUUAUGUAUUUUUUUCUUAUUUUUUAUAGAUACAAAUCAAAAAAUAGUUAAAUAGAUGUCUGCUUUUGAUCAACAAAUAAUUAAAAUAUUCAUGCUAUUCAUUUUCUGUAAAAUAACAAAUUAUCACGUAAUAUUCAAAUCUGCCUUAUUAAGUAAAUAGUAUAAUUGGCACAAUAAAUAAGAUCACAAGACAUAAACACGAUAUGUGUACAUUAUUAAGGAAUAACAUAACAACAUUUAUUAUAUGUAUAUCAACUAUUUAUUGAAAAAUUAUUGAAUUUUGCACAACUAUUCAAAAAUAUAGUUAAUGUAUGUUUAUUUUAUAAAUAGGUAUUAACAAUAUUUUAUUAAUGUGUUAAGAAAUAAAAACUAAUUAUUACAUUUGUAAUAUUUCAAUAAAAUUAUAAUAUGGUAAAUACAAAGCAUUCUUUUGAGACUAAAAUAAAAAAACGAUUUUUUCACAUGCAAAAAUUAUUAGACACAUGUUCGACUAUACGAUACACAUGGGUAUAUAAGCAAAUACUUUAAGGAUUUGAAAUAUUUUUUUACUGUUUACUAACAAUGAGUUAGUUUAUCAGACAGUAUUUGUAAAAAUGCAUACACACAAGCGGUAGUGUUUGGUGUUUAAAUACAUUUGUGCAGGCCUCUAAUAUAUAUAUAUAAAUAUAUAUAUUUCAAUUCCGAGCUAUUCUUCUAUUAUUUAAAAUAAAAAACAAACAAUUAUACGAUAGAUAAAAAUGAAUAUAUUAUAAAUAAAAUUUGAAACAAAAAAUACGAA
Messenger RNA from Calliphora vicina (urban bluebottle blowfly), 9912 nucleotides. RefSeq names its product trinucleotide repeat containing adaptor protein gawky (gene gw). Gene Ontology annotation, biological process: positive regulation of nuclear-transcribed mRNA poly(A) tail shortening; miRNA-mediated gene silencing by inhibition of translation. Bases 391 to 5133 code for a protein of 1580 amino acids. Gene Ontology annotation, cellular component: nucleoplasm; P-body. Gene Ontology annotation, molecular function: protein binding; RNA binding. The transcript is spliced from 11 exons. Lineage: Eukaryota; Metazoa; Arthropoda; Insecta; Diptera; Calliphoridae. The record is from RefSeq and is a predicted model, not a curated record.